AUGACCGGUCACAUUAAUUUACAUCUUGGUGAGGUCUUGGAAGCAGCUCAGAUGGAACAGCGCAUGUUGGCGGAACUCCAUGAUGAGGUACAUCGAUCCUUGAACUUAGAGUCGUUAGGGGUGUCACUACAGCCACGACAAAAUAAAGAGGAUGUCCAAGCGUGGUCACAUCUGGAACGGACAGCAACUCUGGUUGAAGGCAGAUGGCAAGUCGGCUUACCUUGGAUCAAUGAGAACAGUAAAAUGCCUGAAUCCUUCUCCAACGCCAUGGUGAGGUUAAGUGGUGUCGAAAGGAAAAUUAAAUUAAAUAGCGAUUACGGGGAAAGCGAACCUAAGGAGUCUCUCGGUAUAGCGGCCGUACGGUUUAAAAUCGGCCAGCACGAAGACGGUGAGAGGACACUUGGAUUGAUUUGGUAUCCAGAUAACGACACGUUAGGGUUUGAUGUCUCGUUCAAGCGCAUUCCGGAGAACAUUAGCAGUGGUAAAACGCGGCCUACUAAGCGGGAGAUGCUCAGAAUAAUUAUGUCAAUAUUUGACGUAUAUGGAAUUUUAUCUCAAAUCACUAUAAAAGGAAAAAUAAUGUUACAGGAAACUUGCAAGGCUAACAUUGGAUGGGACGAAAUAGUUUCAGACGCUAUAUACAAAAAAUGGUGUGAAUGGAUGAAACAAUUAAAAUGGAUAAAUAAUUUGCGCUUACCGAGAUACUACUAA
Molecule: messenger RNA, 711 nt
Organism: Parnassius mnemosyne (clouded apollo)
Lineage: Eukaryota; Metazoa; Arthropoda; Insecta; Lepidoptera; Papilionidae
Source: the annotation of a GenBank genome assembly